AUGGCAAUCAUGACCAUGACGGCAAAUGACACCAAACCCAAGCAUUCCAAGGUACCCAAAGGUGUCAAGCUGGCUCCUGAGAAUGAGAGGUACAUGCGCGCCUGCUCAGAUGUAGCGAGUGCCUUGGUCGACGACUGGGAGAGUCAACUCGACGGCAAGAAGCCCAAGAAGGACCUCAAUCUCAACACAUUACGCAACAACAUCGCAAAGAAACACUUCCUCAGCAACACUCCGCCUCUUACCGCCAUCAUCAAUGCCGUCCCCGAACACUACAAGAAGUACAUUUUGCCUCGCUUGAUCGCAAAGCCCAUCCGAAGUGCUUCUGGUAUUGCCGUUGUUGCCGUCAUGUGCAAGCCUCACAGAUGUCCGCACAUUUCCUACACCGGAAACAUUUGCGUCUACUGUCCUGGAGGUCCCGAUUCCGACUUUGAGUACUCGACUCAAUCCUACACCGGAUACGAACCUACUUCGAUGCGUGCAAUUCGCGCCAGAUACGAUCCAUUCGAACAGGCAAGAGGAAGAGUGGAUCAGAUCAAGUCUCUGGGACACUCGGUUGACAAGGUCGAAUACAUCAUCAUGGGCGGCACCUUCAUGUCGCUGCCCGUCAGCUACAGAGAAGAGUUCAUCUCUCAACUACACAAUGCCCUCAGUGGCUUCCAAGCGACCAACGUCGACGAGGCCGUCUUGGCUGGCGAGAUGAGCAGCACAAAGUGUGUUGGUAUCACGAUUGAGACGAGACCUGACUAUUGUUUGGAUCAGCACUUGAGUGAUAUGCUGCGUUAUGGAUGUACCCGUCUAGAAAUUGGAGUCCAGUCGUUGUACGAGGAUGUCGCGCGUGACACCAACAGAGGCCACACUGUUGCAGCAGUCGCAGAGACUUUCAAGUUGGCCAAGGAUGCAGGCUUCAAGGUCGUGAGUCAUAUGAUGCCUGAUUUGCCCAAUGUUGGCAUGGAGAGAGAUCUGGAUCAAUUCAGAGAGUACUUUGAGAACCCUGCAUUCAGAACCGAUGGUCUCAAAAUCUACCCGACACUGGUCAUUCGAGGAACUGGAUUGUAUGAACUGUGGAGAACAGGCCGCUACAAGAACUACACGCCCAAUGCACUGAUUGAUCUGGUUGCCCGCAUCCUGGCCCUGGUACCGCCAUGGACUCGUAUCUACCGUGUCCAGCGUGAUAUUCCCAUGCCUCUUGUUACAUCAGGUGUCGAGAAUGGUAACCUGCGUGAGCUGGCCUUGUCUCGUAUGAAGGACUUUGGCACGACAUGUCGCGAUGUCCGUACACGCGAGGUUGGUAUCAACGAAGUCAAGAACAAGAUUCGACCCUCGCAGGUCGAACUGGUGCGCCGUGACUACACAGCAAAUGGCGGAUGGGAGACGUUCCUGGCUUAUGAAGACCCAAAGCAAGAUAUUCUGAUCGGUUUGUUGCGUCUACGCAAGUGUAGCUCAACGCACACUUUCCGUCCAGAGCUCACUGGGCAGCCAACAAGUCUGGUUCGUGAGCUACACGUCUAUGGCUCGGCGGUGCCGGUUCACGGACGCGAUCCCAGAAAGUUCCAACAUCAAGGUUACGGUACACUGUUGAUGGAAGAGGCUGAGAGAAUUGCGCGUGAUGAACAUGGUAGUGAGAAACUCAGCAUCAUCUCUGGUGUAGGAGUACGCAGCUAUUAUGCCAAGCUCGGGUAUUGGCUCGAUGGGCCGUACAUGAGCAAGUGGCUGAAGCCCAAGGAUGAUGAGGAGAGUGACGAUGGUUUCUGA
Aureobasidium uvarum is the source of this 1752-nucleotide messenger RNA. The record is from the annotation of a GenBank genome assembly. NCBI's taxonomy places the organism in Eukaryota, Fungi, Ascomycota, Dothideomycetes, Dothideales, Saccotheciaceae.